Oncorhynchus tshawytscha (Chinook salmon) is the source of this 2223-nucleotide messenger RNA. Its product is annotated as ubiquitin carboxyl-terminal hydrolase 47. The record is from RefSeq and is a predicted model, not a curated record. Gene Ontology annotation, cellular component: nucleus; cytosol. The transcript has 12 exons. Gene Ontology annotation, molecular function: cysteine-type endopeptidase activity; cysteine-type deubiquitinase activity. Bases 552 to 1592 code for a protein of 346 amino acids. Lineage: Eukaryota; Metazoa; Chordata; Actinopteri; Salmoniformes; Salmonidae. Gene Ontology annotation, biological process: protein deubiquitination.
GAAUCUAAAUCGAAACUGAAAUUUGGAAAACAAAUAUGUCGCACUUCUCUUUCUCGAAGCUGAAAAAUCGGUGAAAUCGGUAAAUUGUUGGUAGGCUACGGUUUUAAUUGUGUUAUCACAGUGCUAAAAUGUACAUGAAACUAACGGAGUAAUCAAGUCAUGAAAUCAUACCGAUAUAUAGGUAUUGUAAAAUGCCUUUAGUCCGUUUACAGGCUUUAUUUCAGCCCUGCUGAAGCUACUAUUCAUGUAGAUUAUUCAUGUGUGCAUGCAUAUUGUUGUGGCGAAUCUUCAAAUAUUUGGAAUUUGAAUCCAUAUGCGAGGUCUACAAUUAGAUUUUAAUACAGACGACAUUUUCCAUAUCGCUGUCCACAAAUGAGUGUUGCUGCAGCAGUAACCUCAAAACUAAAAUCCGCGCAAACAGAUGUACAAAAAUGAAACUAUGGUGCGUCUUUACGAGUGACGGGCUUUGUUUAUCGAAAAAGGCCUGAACAAUUAUUGUAAAUAAAAUAAAAACUCCAAGUAGCCUCGUAGCCCAGAUACGGCGCGAAAAAAUGAGUUCCAAGGAGAAUCCUCCAAAGAAAAAAGGAUGCGACAAAGGCAUCGUGAAGAGGUUUAAAAUGAGACUUGACCUCAUAUUUGACUACAAUGGCUUAGUUAAUCAAGGAGCAACCUGUUAUUUAAACAGUGUGCUGCAGGUCCUCUUCAUGACUAAGAACUUCAGAGAGGCUGUGGAAAGUCACUGUGGUCAAGAUCAGAAGACUGCUGAUUUUCACCUGAAAAGCCUUUUUAAGGCAUUGAAGACAAGUGAAACUCACACAAAGGACAUCUUAUCCAUACUUGGCAUUAGAAAUGUUUACGAGCAACGGGAUGCUGCUGAAUAUUUUGAGAAUAUUUUAAGCAUGGUCAAUCCUUAUGUGUCUAAGAUCUUCAAAGGACAUUUGAGACACACAAUGAGAUGUUCAGAAGGUCAUGUGACCAGUGUUGAAACUGGUCCAUUCUGGACUCUGCCACUCUCAAUAGAAAAUCCAUCAGACUCAAACAAAACCUACAGUGUGAGGGAUGGUUUUGAGAAGUUUUUCAAGUCUUCAACUGUCAGUGAGAUGUAUUGCGACCAAUGCAAUGAGAAAACCUAUUCAACCAUUGCAUGUAAAAUGGAACAUCACCCAGAGAUUCUGACUCUGCUCCUCAAGAGGUUUGAGUUUGACUACCACAGUAUGUCAUAUACCAAAAAUGACUGCUGUGUUGAAGUUCCUCACACGUUACGGACAAAGAACUGUGACUAUGAACUCUAUGCAGUGGUGGACCAUGUGGGAAGUCUAAGAGGUGGACAUUACACUGCUAGAAUCAAGUCCUAUGAUGAUCACAACUGGUAUGUGUUCGAUGACAGCUACGUCAGACAGCCCAAUCCACAAUCAAUCAGUCAUAUGAAUAAUGAAAGAUCCCAGAGUGUGUAUCUGCUUAUGUACAAGAAAUCACGUGCUCCAGAUCAACCAGAAGAGGAAAUUAAGAAAAGAGGAGGAAUUAAAGUGUAUGGAAGAGGAAUGGAAGAAAAUAGAAGAAGAAUUGAGGAAAAUAAAAGAGGAAUGGAAUAAAAUCAAAGCGGAAUUGAAGAAAAUAAUCAAUGUAGAAUCAUAGAGUAUAGCAUUGCAAUUGGAGAGAAUAUAUGUGGAAUUCAAGACAUGGGUAGACAACAAUGGAAGAGGCAUUGAUGACAUUCCUCAACAAUUCAUGACAAUAAGAGAGACAGUGAAGAUGAUAGAAGAGGAAGAGAAGAGAAUAUACGGAGUUGACGAGUAUAGAACAGAAAUUUAAAUGAAUACAAAAGAAAUUGAAAUGUAUAGAAGAGGAAUUGAAAAGCAUAGAAGAGGAAUUGAAAAGUAUAGAAAAGGAAUCGGAGAGUAUAGAAGAGAAAGUGAAGGGUAUGGAACAGGAAUGAAAUAUAAUAGAAGAGGAAUGGAAGAGUGUAGAAGAGGAAUUGAACAUAUGACGGAGUCUGCUACGUCCCAUUGGGGACGCUAAGUCACUUAAAGCUAACUGCCAGUUGAAGUCUCUGGGAAAGUGAUAUCAACAAUGGCAACUAACAGCUUCACUAGCCAGCUAUUCUGCUUAAAGCCUAGGCUAUCAUUCAGCAAUAAAACAGGUACGCUUGGAACAAAUUAUAUUCUGUUUUAGGUCCCGCUUUAUUUGAAGUGCAUCUUAUGAAGGCUAAGGCUUCAUAAAGCA